CCCAGGCCCCGCCCCGCCGUCACGACCUGAGCGCCGCCGGGACUACGGGCGGUUCCCUCGGGGCUACCUCUGUCGCGCUCUCUCGGUUGGGGCUGCCUCGGUCGCGCUGUCCCCGGAGCCGCCCGACGCUCGCCGGCACGAUGUCAGCCAAUAUCCCUGGAAACUCAAAUGUGGCUGCUAGUAGUAAUCGUCGUCUUCAGCAGACUCAACACCAAGUAGAUGAGGUGGUUGACAUCAUGAGAGUGAAUGUGGACAAGGUGUUGGAGCGAGAUCAGAAGCUGUCAGAGUUGGAUGACCGUGCUGAUGCACUGCAAGCAGGAGCUUCCCAGUUUGAGACCAGUGCAGCCAAGCUGAAAAGAAAGUAUUGGUGGAAGAACUGUAAGAUGUGGGCAAUAUUGAUAACUGUUGUUCUCCUUGUCAUCAUCAUCAUCAUUAUUCUGGUGUGGAAUGUGCCUUCAUGAGUUACAGGAAGAGACAGAUCAACUGAAGGUGCCCAUCUUCAGCCUCUCCACUCGAAACCUGCAGUGUUUUCAGCCCAUUUACUGCUGUUUAAAGCAAAACUAUUUUGAUUACUGAAAUGUUAACUAACUUUACCUCGUUGCCUUAAGACACUCCUAUCAUUAAUUACUAACAAGCACAGCCCACCACUUGCGCAGUGCCUUAAUAAACUGGGGCAGAGAGCGGGCAA
Molecule: messenger RNA, 688 nt
Organism: Tyto alba (common barn owl)
Lineage: Eukaryota; Metazoa; Chordata; Aves; Strigiformes; Tytonidae
Gene: VAMP3
Product: vesicle associated membrane protein 3
Exons: 5
Coding region: 141-461 (106 amino acids)
Biological process (GO): SNARE complex assembly; vesicle fusion; vesicle-mediated transport
Cellular component (GO): SNARE complex; plasma membrane
Molecular function (GO): syntaxin-1 binding; SNAP receptor activity
Source: RefSeq, a predicted model, not a curated record